AAAACAAUUUUUUACUAUAUAUACUCGCAAUAAUGAAAUUUUAAAGUACACUUGAGUUUUGUCUUUUAUUCAUUACUCCCUUGAUUUGAAACAUUUAGGGAGCCAAAUUUUUCAAUCAUGAUGAUCUUCCGACCAAUCUUACUCGUAGGAUGUUUAUGUAUGUUUGUACAAGGAGACAAUGGUAACAAUGACUACAGAGAACCAAGACCAAUCCAAUGGACAGGUGGUUCAUACGAAUGGCCAUGUUCAUCAACCAAAUCAAUCUUCAAAUCAUCAGGCAGAUACAUCAGUAAAAAUGUAAUCGCAACACGUGCACAAAUCUACCGUGAUGAUGUCAUUGUUGCAUUACCACGAUACCGUCCAGGUGUACCAGCAACCUUAGCCAAAACUUCAUUACGUGGCCGUGGAUGCCAAGCAACAUUAACACCAUUCCCAUGCUGGUCAUUACAAGAAGAAGGAAACUGCCAAGCAUUACAAUCUGUUGUAGAUAUCUUUUUGGAUAACCAAGAUAUCUUAUGGGUGUUGGAUAUUGGUGUUGUUAACAGUUUGGAAAAUCCAAUCAGAAGAUGUCCACCAAAGGUUGUUGCAUUAUCAGUGAAAACAGGCAAAGUUGUUAAAAUCUUAGAAUUGAGCGGUUUAGUAUGUGCUGCAUCACGUCUCCAAUACUUGGUUGUUGACUACGCUCCAGAUGGUCGUUGUUAUGUAUAUGUCAGUGAUGCCGCUACCAGAGCUAUCCUUGUAUACGAUGUUGCUGCCGGUAAAGGAUACCGUGUUGUCUUACCAAAAGCCAUCACAGCUGGAUGCACCCGUCGUGAUGUUUUAUACUUGGCUCUUGUACGCAAAGCAUGUGGAAGCAAUGUUCUCUACUUCACUUACUUAUCAUCUAAACGAUUAUUCUCAAUCCGUACUGAAUUCUUGCGACGUGGAUCAGCACAAGGACGUGUACAAGAUGCUGGACCAAAACCAGCAAUCAUCGUUAUCUUGGGUACAGAUAAUGGCUCAGCAAUCUUCUUCCGUUAUGAAGGACAACCAGAAGUAUACCGAUGGGAUACAAACACACAAUUCAAACAGGAUAACUUCUUACCAGUAUACCGAUCAUCCACAUGUCAAUUGGCUACACAUGCUUUGGCUGACUACAAACGUGGACGUAUGCGUGUUUUGGAAAGUAACUUCCCUGAUUACAUUCAAGGUACUGUUGGAUGUGGUGCUGUUCAACAAUUAUCUGUUUUACAAGGAUGUUUCUAAGAAAUUGUAUUAAUUAAAUCACGUACCAUCUCGUUUUUUGUUAUUGUUGUUAUCAAUG
Chrysoperla carnea is the source of this 1303-nucleotide messenger RNA. It is a transcript of the gene yellow-g2, whose product is annotated as major royal jelly protein 1. Lineage: Eukaryota; Metazoa; Arthropoda; Insecta; Neuroptera; Chrysopidae. Gene Ontology annotation, cellular component: extracellular region. The coding region runs from base 118 to 1245 and encodes 375 amino acids. The transcript has 2 exons. The record is from RefSeq and is a predicted model, not a curated record.